CCACGUACGGUUACUGAGUGAAAACGAAACCGCAAGCUUGUCUUUUGAGGCGGAACUAAAAGUGUUUGUCCUCUCUGACCCGCCAAAUCGCAAAAGAAGACGUGUGGUCGAUACAGACACGGUUUAACCUCUUUUGGCUGAAUUCAAAGCUUCGGAGGUUUUCAAACGAGAAUAAAGCAGCAUGGAGAUACCUAUUGUAGACUUCAGUGUCUAUGAACGUGCCAACACGCACGUAUCAGACGACAAAUUAGAAAAGCUUGGAAAAGAACUGAGAGCGGCAUUUACCAAUGUAGGAUUUGUUUGUUUAAAAAACACAGGCAUACAUCAAGAAGAGGUGGACAAAGUCAUGAGUGUUUCCAAAAAGUUCUUCAGUUUGCCUGAAAAUGUGAAGGCACCGUUCAGCAGGGGCAAUUUCUCCUGUGAUGUGAAUCAUGGCUGGGUUUCACUAGAAACAGAAAGUCUGAAUCCUCAGCGUCCCGGUGAUUUGAAGGAGGCAUUCAAUAUAACAUCACUGAGGGCAGAUAUUAAUUGGCCCUCUGAAGGAGUUGAGGAUUUUCGAGAUGUCCAUAAGGCAUUUUAUCUGCGCUGUAAGGAUCUUUCUCUCAGGGUCUUGAGAGUGAUGGCUCUUGGUUUAGGUCUGGAUGCAGAUGUCUUCCUCAAAGCCCAUAAGCAUAUUGAUGCUGAUGUGAAUCCAACCACUUUGCGGACUUUGUACUAUCCGCCUGUGAAGAGUGAAUGUGUGAAACAAGAUCAGGUGCGCUGUGGUGAACACUCAGACUAUGGCAGUAUCACUCUUGUCUUCCAAAGUCCAGAAGGUGGACUACAGGUUCUCAGUCGGACUAAAGAGUACAUUUCAGCCCCAGCCAUUCCUGGAACAGUUGUAAUUAACAUAGCAGAUCUGAUGCAAAGAUGGACCAGCGAUGUUUUUGUGUCCUCUGUCCAUAGAGUGUUGCUGCCCCCUGAAGGCGACUACAAUACACGUCAGUCUUUGGCAUUCUUUGUUCACCCUGAUAAUGAUGCCAUUAUUACUUGCUGUGAUGGGUCGGACAAAUAUCCUCCUAUUAAUUCACUUGAUUACCUUUUGUCAAGAUUCAAGGAUUCUUAUGGGAAAAAGGUUGAUCUGUGAUAUGUUUAAAUUGAUUCUUUUUAUAAAUCAUUUAAUAAGUGAUUUAUAAUCAUUUAUAAUCAUCAAACUUUUUUUCUUUCAAUUAUGACUUGUUUUGCAUUUCUUUUUUGAAUCAAUUAAUCAUUUCUUUUUCUAGAGUGUUACUGGCAACCAGCUGCAUAAUUACAGCAAUUUUUACAGUGUUAUUAGUGAAGUCCACUUAAUAAAUUGGAUUAGAUAUCAAAGAUCUUAAAGUAAUGCAAUAGAAAUCCUAAGAAAAGUCUACAAAAAAAUUGGAGUUAAAAAUGUUACAUAUGUAGCUAAAACUGAAUUUGUGAAGACUUUCUGUCCAGUAUUCUGUCCGAUUAUUUAUACAUUUUUAAAUGUUUAUGGUUAGGUUGUGCUGGUAACGUUUAGCCUAUUUCAAUGUUUAACCAAAAAUUUUGUUUUGAAUUGUUUUAAAGGAGUCAUAUAGCCAGAUUGCAUGUUUUCCUUUGUUUUUAGAGUGUUUAAUGAUGUCUGUGCACAUAAAAGAUCUGUAAGGUUGCAAAAAUAAAAGUUUCAAAUCCAAAGAGAUAUUCUUUUUAAACGUGAAGCCUCAUCCACGCCCACCUAAAACGGCUCGUUUAACACGCCCAUGGAGUUUGACGUCAUACUGGUUUGAACCAUAGACUGUAAAAAAAGAUGGACGACGCCUGUUCGCUCCCUUGCAAUACUAUAUUAUUACCAAAUAUUAAAUUUAGUCUUUUUGUCAACUUGUUUUCUUUUAAUCAGGACUGGUUUUGUAUUUCUUUUUACAUUGAUUAAAUUAGCCUAUGCCUUAUUGAUUUGGGCUGGGUUCCCCGAAACCUUUUUAGCUCUAUGUCGUUCUUAAGUUUUACCUUAAGCUGUCCAUUAUCGUUAA
Messenger RNA from Paramisgurnus dabryanus, 2009 nucleotides. NCBI's taxonomy places the organism in Eukaryota, Metazoa, Chordata, Actinopteri, Cypriniformes, Cobitidae. The record is from RefSeq and is a predicted model, not a curated record.